AUGUUCCGAGUCAACGACUUCAUAUACGAGGUCGAUAAAAAAAACAACGGGAAAUUCUUUUGCCGGUGUAUCAAGAGAAAAACCGAGGACUGCUCGGCUCGGGUAGUAGUGGUUAAGGACCCCGCGCCGAAAGUCGUGAAAUUGACGGGCACGCACACCCACGGAGUUGAAGUGAAGGAGAUCAUCAGGAGGACUGCUAAAGACCACAUGAAAAGGCUCAUUCUUUCGAGGCCAGACAGGUCGUAUAAAGAUAUCUACGACGAGGUGAUGGCCAGCGUCGCGAGGGAGUUCGAACCGAUUUACGAUUCUCAAAUGAUCGAUGCGGCCCUUCCGAGCUUCAGCGGUGUUCGCAGCGCUCUUCAUCCUCGGAAUUGCCUUGGCGUACUCCGAUGCGCUCGCUGCGGAUUCUCGGCGGUGGAUCAGUCGGUUCUGGAAACGCACGUGAACCUUAAGGAGUGUUCUAAAUCUGCCACGCAACGCGAAACGCCCCUGAAGUUGGGCCCCAACUGGCGGCAGUGGCCGAAGUCAGGCUUGGAUAGCAACGAGAACGAAACAACAAACGCUUGCGAGUCCGGUGGCCCACACAGCUGUAAUGAAUGCACAAAAUCGUUUAAAACUCUCAUCGCUCUACAGAACCACAGGGACGAUGAUCACUCCGGAGUCGUAUUCUGCCCCGCGUGCGGUCAUCCCCUGAUGUCCAUGAGGCUCCUCAAGCUCCAUUCGUUGACCCAUGCGGCUCAAGACCCGAACGAGAAACCUCUCGAUUGUGUGAUAUGCGGAAAACAUUUCGACCUGCGCUCCAACCUCAUUCUGCACAGACGUCGACUCAUCCGCUCCCAGGGAGCUUUCACAUUGUAUUACUGCCACGUACGAAGAUGUAAUGAAAGAUUCACUCAAGAAAUCGAUCUCAUAGCGCACACAAAAAGCUCUCACUCGCUCGAAUCGUGCGAGCUAAAAGCCUGA
Molecule: messenger RNA, 963 nt
Organism: Galendromus occidentalis (western predatory mite)
Lineage: Eukaryota; Metazoa; Arthropoda; Arachnida; Mesostigmata; Phytoseiidae
Product: zinc finger protein 799
Exons: 6
Coding region: 1-963 (320 amino acids)
Source: RefSeq, a predicted model, not a curated record